AUGACUAAUGAGGAUUUGGCUACAGCUCUGAAGAAUUUGGGGGUGAGAGUUGGGCCAAUUACAGAUACUACACGAGUUGUCUAUGAGAGGAAACUUGCUCGAGUGCGACAGGAAAUGCCCCAAGAAACAGCUCCUGCAGAAUUUGAAGAGGAGGAGGAGGAAGAAGAAGAAAUUUUAUCUGGAUCUGUACGUGAAGAGGCGACCUCAGAAAGGUCUUAUGACUUGCCAACUAAACUAACACGUUCUGUGACCCGGAGAUUACAACAUGACACCAGUUUGCCUCCAGAUAACAACCUAGACAAACUCCAGGGCAGUACCAAGCGUAAAAGCAGCCAAAAACAGAGAAGGAAGACUCCAAAGAAACCAACUCCUGAAGAACCUUUUUCCCCACUUCUCAGUUCAGUUCCUGAAAAGGUGCUGCUCCCAAAGCACUCAGUCCAGAAUUUUGAUACUAUGAAGCCUCCUGAUGGGCCAAAGUCUCUUCCUAAGUCUAAAAUUCCACGUUCCUCAGCCUCUGAUUAUACCAACAGCACCGUGAUCUACCCUGACACUAACAAAGUUCAUACCCCAAGAAGAAGUUUUGGCUUGAGUGACUCAUUUCACAUUUCCCCAACAAGUUAUUCCCCUGAAAGUAACACUAAUGCCUAUUCCAAGAAAGUGUAUGCAAAUGAUAAAAAUGUUGUUACUGCUUACAAAACAGCACUAGAGGUGAAUCGGACAGAUUCUGAUGAAUCUGUGGACAGUCAACAGGAUAGUGAUUUUGACAAUCCUCAUAACAGUGGUUGUGAUGAUCCUGCUGAACAUUACUUCAAGACCAAUGUUGCAUAUUCUCCCAUGCAGAAGUUUGACUCUGAUCAAGAGAUGGAUUCUUCUGAUUGGGUUUAUGAUACUAACGAACCCACCAAACAAUCAGAGAAAUUCAGUAGUCAGAUUCCUAACAAAUGGUCAGCCAUAUCCCACAUGAGUGACCUGAAGACUUCACCUGUGUUCAAAAAGUCAAAUAUUCCUACAAGUCACAUUGGUCAGCCAAAGUCUUUGGACAAAGCUCAAAGUACAAAGAAACUAAACAGUAUUUGGAAAUUAGACCCAGUUGAGGAACAAAAUAUUCAUCAUGGACUCAGUGAGAUUCAAACAAACUCAGCAGAUUCAUCUGUUAAAUAUGAUUAUCUUCCCAAAGCAUUUGUUGAGAAGUAUGGUAAGUACAUGAACAAGUCUGGCGUUGACAGCACCAAUCUGAAGAACCGCCAGUCCAUUGAUUCUUUGCUUUUCCGAUCCCACCGAGAGCAGGCCAAAAGUUCUUGUUCCGAUUCUGUUGCACAAGUCAAAGCCGAGAAGCUGACCAGUGCCUACCAACGAUACACCAGUCCUUUAGCAUCAAAAAUCAGUGGUGGAAACAACCCUCCAAGCUACAUAGGAACUCCUGGCAGCAGUCGGUUGAACACCUCUUUGACUCGCAGACCACUGUCAAGUAUGAGAGAAGAAGUCAAAUUUACAAGUUUGCGUAAUACCCAAUCCAGUUCAGCUAGUUCAGCUUCUGACUCCAAAAAGAAAGGGCUGUCAUCAAUUAUAAUUAAACUGUUCUUUAUGAUUAUCAUCGGCGUCAUUGUUUGGCUCAUCUAUAUGAACUUUGAGUCACCUGCUACCAAACCACUGCUUAACGCCGACCAUUGA
Messenger RNA from Acanthosepion pharaonis, 1671 nucleotides. The record is from the annotation of a GenBank genome assembly. Lineage: Eukaryota; Metazoa; Mollusca; Cephalopoda; Sepiida; Sepiidae.